This is a messenger RNA of Thunnus maccoyii (southern bluefin tuna), 3596 nucleotides long. RefSeq names its product SH3-binding domain protein 5-like, a (gene sh3bp5la). The transcript has 6 exons. Lineage: Eukaryota; Metazoa; Chordata; Actinopteri; Scombriformes; Scombridae. Gene Ontology annotation, biological process: negative regulation of protein tyrosine kinase activity; intracellular signal transduction. The coding region runs from base 696 to 2012 and encodes 438 amino acids. Gene Ontology annotation, molecular function: protein kinase inhibitor activity. Gene Ontology annotation, cellular component: cytoplasm. The record is from RefSeq and is a predicted model, not a curated record.
GGGUUUUUUUUUUUAUAAUAAAAUGUCCCGACUCGCAAUUGGAAACAUGACACUUGCGGCUGGAAACGGGAAGCAAACAGUUGUCUACUACAGCGAAGUCCACUUUUUCAGGGUAAUCACACCUGUAUGAGAAGGGUCUGAGGAGAGAAGUCUGAGGGGUCUGAAGAGGGGGCUACAGUUGGACCCUCAAGUCUACGGCAGCCGUCCUGCCCCAAACCUUGUAGCGCGUCCGUUUCUAAACAGUACUCGGCUGUUUACUUCAUUUGAAAUGAUGAUGUGAGACCGAAAUCGCUAGCUAGCUAGCCUAGCUAAAGUAAUUGAUGAACUCGGGUAAGAGAUGGGGGGAAGAACAUGCGUGACAAAGGGGACAUAGUGAUGGUCCUCCUUAUACUUUUACUCUCAUGACAGAUAUUUCUCCUCACCUGUUUGCUGUAAAGCAGCCGUUAAAUUCUCGCUUACGGCGUUAGCCUUUUAGCAUGCUAGGCUAGCUUCGGUGGGCUCGUGUUUCGGCGUGAUUUGAUAUGGCAGAUUGCAAACUCAACAACAAUCCGUUGGAAUUAUCUUUAAUUUACUCGGGCUUCAUUGCACUUAUAUGUUGUAAAUAGGGCCCGGCUUAGGGGUACAAUAGCCAUCACGUCUGCUGGCGACGGCAACCUUAGCUAACGCUGCUGCUAGCGGAACUUUGUAGGCCCGGGAUGGAGCCAGGGGACUUGCGAGAGAGCCCCGCCGGGUCCGGGGAGUCUGAUGCUGGGGAUUGGAGGGAGGAUAUUCCCGGCGAGGAUCAGGAGGUCAAGGCUGCCGAAACUAAUGGAACAACACUAGAAUCGGUGCACACCCGAGAGGAAGGCGAGAAUGAGAAACAAAAAAGCGUGGGAGAGCAAUUACACAGUCCAUACGAGGAGGAACUGGACCCCAGAAUCCAGGAAGAGUUGGAGCACCUCAAUGAAGCCAGUGCAGAAAUCAACAGGCUUGAACUGCAGUUAGAUGACGCUAGAUCAGGGUACCGGAAGAUCCUCACAGAGUCUGCCAGGAAACUAAACGCUCAGAGCUCUCAGCUUGGUAGCUGCAUAGAGAAAGCAAGACCGUAUUAUGAAGCACGCCGCCUUGCGAAAGAGGCUCAGCAGGAGACCCAGAAGGCAGCUUUGAGCUACGAGAGAGCGGUUUCUAUGCACACGGCUGCCAGGGAGAUGGUCUAUGUGGCAGAGCAGGGCUUGAUGGCUGAUGGAAAGAACACCCUGGAUCCCACCUGGCAGGAGAUGCUCAACCACGCUACCUCCAAGGUGAACGAAGCCGAGGAGGAGCGACUCCGCAGUGAGAGGGAGCACAUGCGCGUCACCCACGCAUGCCAGGAGGCCGAGGCUCGGGUUCAGAUGCUGCAGAAGUCCCUCAAAAGAGUCAUCCUGAAGUCCAAACCUUACUUUGAGCUCAAAGCGCAGUUCAACCACAUUCUGGAGGAGAACAAAACCAAAGUGCUGCAGCUGGAACAGCACGUGGCUAAAGUGAAGACCCGCUAUUCCAUCGCCCUGCGAAACUUGGAGCAAAUCAGCGAGCAGAUCCACGCUCAGAGGGGGAGGGACCAGGCCGAGGGAGGGCGCCCCACUGUCUGCGGUGGGCGGAGCCCCCCUGUCGGAGCGGAGUCUGACAUCAGGGUUCAGGAAGAAGGUGGAGCCUGCGGUGGUGGCGUGACGGGGAAAGAUCGAACGGAUGCAGCCAUCAAUCUGGUGGAGAAAUACAAGGAGAAGGAGAAUGAAAAGGAGAGGGAGAGGGAGCGGGAGCGGGCGGGGUCGGAUUCCCUUUCGGUCUUCAGCCUGCAGACCAUCGCUUCCGACUUGGAGAAAUAUGACUCCAUCGAGCACCUCGGGGACCUGAGCGAUGUCGGGAGCGUAACUGGGGAUGAGGUGGAGAAAGAGAGAGGCGGAGUGAUGGAUAGAAGAGACAAGCUGACGGAAACAAGCUCCAAAGAGCGCCAGCAGCAGUUCCACAAGCAACACCACCGCAGCUUCAGUUUGUGAGGCUGUCAUAGAUACAACAACUAUAUAACAUUGUAAAAGUAAAAUCUUGAGUUUUAAGUGAUUCAGAGUAGGGAUAAAGAUCCCUACUUCAUCGGUACCAACCAAAGUAUAAGACCGUGAAUUAGCUGAAAAUGUAAAACUGGAGCGAUCCAGUUGUAGGUGUAUGAUAUUCAGUGUAAAUAAGCACAUGUACGUUGACUGACAACACAUUAUUCUAAGGCUGACACUGACAUUGCAACCUAGUUAGAACACUACUGGAAUCUACAGAGCUUACAUCCCUCCAGGACAAGUAUACUGUAUAUUCACUCCUUCUGAGGGAACUGGGGAAAAAAAAAAAUGUUCUUGAGCAUGAAGGAACAGGGAAGAAAUUUUAAAAGCCUUGUUUGAACUGACAUAUUUAGAAAGGCGUUGUUUCCUCCUUCUUCCCAGGCUAAUUGUUGAUCUAAUUUGGUGAGAGUGGUGAAAAACAAAACCUUCCAUUGUUUUCCCACCAGUCUUGUCGAGUCUCAUCAGUGAUUCCUCUUAAGGUAGAGGAUCACCAGGCCCCCCCCCCCCUCUCUAUCCACCCUUCAUCAAGUUAGUGUUUAGGGAAAAAUGACAAAGACGAUUCUCUGUCGGUGCAGAGCGAAAGCAUGCUUGCGUUCACGUUUCGUAUAUAUUUAUUUCCUGUAAAAUGCUGCAAGUCGUUAUUUUGGCACAAGAGAAUGCGUUUUUCGAGAAUUCCUGAAAUCACGAAUGGAACAAAUGGAGUCUGAAGAUGAUAAAGAGCCUCUGACUCCAUUUGACUGUUUCCACUCUGACAGCAUGCACUCCUGUUAGCUAUUUAAAUAGACAGUUUAUGACAUGUAUGUAGGGCUACAUGAUGAAACUGAAUACUGACAGCGUUAAAGCUAGAUGCCAUGUCUUCUUAUUUUAUCUGUUAUGCUGUAGUCUUAUGAUGCAAAAGCCUUUCCCAAAUGUGUAUUAUUUGAACAUUGUUUACAUUUGCUGAAGUGGAUUUCUUUGGCCUUUUUAUCUUUUUUUUUUAAUUAUUAUUAUUAUUAUUAUUAUUUGGUUGUAAUUUGAAGUGUGCCUUUCCACAGAACAAGUAACAAAUUAAGCCUGAGAUGAACUUUGCUGUAAACUAAUUCUUAAAAAAAAAAAAGAAUACCCUGAGUCACACAAGCACUGUUUUUCCGAUAAGACUUAAAAGAGUUUAUUUUUUUUGUUUUAAUUUCUGUAUUUUCUUUAUUUUAUUGUACUUUGCUUGUCAAAGUGUGAGAUGCAAAACAAAAAAAAGUCAAGAAAUGACUUGUAAAUGUAUGUAAUUAUUACAAAGCUGGAAAAUAUUGACAUGUACAGUUACAUGUGUCGCUGAUUUGAAUAUUUGACAUUUUUGUUGUACAGCAGAAUACAUGAAUACAGUCUCUCCUCUGUAUUUAAAUCAUUUACUGUUGCAGUUGAUCUGAAACACCUCACCUUCACUGCUGUCUUAACGAUAUGUCGUCACCCUUUUAAGGACAUCUGUGAGUUAGUCAGUGUCACUUAAUGUUUCCAAUGUAUGCAUUGUCAUAACUAUAAUCAAUAAAACAGAUCAUACUUCUU